This is a messenger RNA of Tilletiaria anomala UBC 951, 3012 nucleotides long. RefSeq lists its product as uncharacterized. NCBI's taxonomy places the organism in Eukaryota, Fungi, Basidiomycota, Exobasidiomycetes, Georgefischeriales, Tilletiariaceae. Bases 131 to 2839 code for a protein of 902 amino acids. The transcript is spliced from 3 exons. The record is from RefSeq and is a predicted model, not a curated record.
GUGCUUUUUUGGCAUGCUCAGACAUUGGGUCGGUCGAGCUGCACGGUAGAUCUCAAGGCUCAACGGGAGAAAUUUAUUUCCGACCCUGCAAACGUCCAAGGGAGCGGGAACAGCUCGCGGGGCAAUCAAAAUGGAGGGACGGCAGAGCAGAGCUGCAAGUGCAAGGGUAGCGGAGCUAGGUCGAAGCGAUAGGAAGACUAUCCCACUCCGCGAUGCUUUGGCGGCAGGAGAACGACGUGGCGAAAGCUCAGCCUCUGCUUUUGCUUCAUCGAAGCGGAAUCCGUUUUCGAAAUCGCUGGCAACGCAGCCAGUUCUCUCCUCACCGCCGACAUACGCAUCGUCUCGCUUUGCUGCCUUGACACCGAACCAAGGCCGCGUCGACAAAGGCAAGCACCGCGCUCUUCCGCUCGGUGACGAUACCGGCGACGGCAUUGAAGUCGACAUAGAUGCAGGUGAAUCACCAUCGUCUUCCUGGCCUGCACUGUCGGAUCGAAUCGUGCCACGCCAGUCGGGCACAGGACCCGACGAUGCGGGAACAGCAGACUUUACACUCUCCGUCACCCAGGCGACUAUGUGCCAGUAUGUCAACAUCACCUUUGAUCCUUCGCGCGGCACCGGCCCGUUCAACGUCGUGGUGGCCUUCUCCAACUUCUUUCCUUAUCAAUUUCAAAUUCCUGAUGACUACGCGCCAAAGCACCAGGGCUUGUGGAACUAUCGCUUCCUAGUGCCAGAUUUCGGGAACUCCUCGACAAACGUUAUCGUCGCGCUAACCGACAAGGAAAACCUCAUGUCCAACUCCUCUUCCGCACAAACCGUGCAACCGCGCACCUCGGCCCGCGGGGAAUGUCCGGAUCCGCGAAUGCCCGCCGAUUUCAUCUUUUUCCCAACUGGUACUCCGCAGCAAUGCAAGGAUUACCUCGUCACAUGGGAAGGCGCCUGGGUACCACCGAUGACGAUGUUCAUCCUCCCCGAGAAUCAGCCACCGAUCAGCAUCCCUCUACCUGAUAAUCCCCUAUUCAAGCAGCAGGGCUCUGGCUCGACGAAUGUGACGCUGCCGCUCCGGGCCGGCACGUCGUUCUUCUUCACCAUGACCGAUACCGGCAAGCACGUCACUGGCGGCGUUUCACAGCGCAACGUCGUCGGGCUCGAUGAGAACUUAGUCAGCAACACGUGUCUCGGCAACGCGUACAACACGAACAACGGUUCAUCCGGAGUCGAUGACAAGGUCCCGCGGCCGACGACGACGGUGCCCAUCGCAGGCGCAACCGGGCUCCCGUACAGCUACGUCACAGCAUCGACCGCGACGCUAACCAGGGCGACCAAAGGAGAUGUGACGCUCGUGACGUUCAUCGCUACGCAGACCGUCGUGCAGGGCACGCCACUACCUGGCUGGGGCAGCUCGAAGCUUCCAAGCGACUCUGCGAACGGCAGCAGCGGAGGCCGCCGGCUGUCGAAGCACCUGCUCGGCAUCAUUAUCUCCCUCGUCAUCGUCGCAGUUGUAGCAGCUGCAGCAGCGCAGAUCGUAUGGUCCCUCUGCCGCAAGCGCACAGCGAGGCGCAGGCGCCAAGCGGUGACGAAGUGGGAUGUGCCGAGCAGCAAACCGGCCGAUCCUACCGCACCCAUCCAUCGCGGUAUCUUCACCGGCACGUGUGAGUACCGCGGUAGCUUUGCCACGCUGCAUAGCACACAUGCGAGCAGUUUGGCGGAUGGAAAUGGUGCGGUAAACGGAAAUAGAAACGUAACGGGAAAUGUGAGCAUCGAUCUUGGGGCCAGCGCUACCGCCGCCGGCCUCGCCUCCUCGCGCGGUGAAGUGAUUGCAUAUGGGCCCUUGGACAGACACGGGCCGCAACAGCGCAGUCGAGACGACAGUGAAGAAACAGAGCUGCAGGACUUGUCUUCGCCGUCCUCAACUCCGUUGGCCCGUGGUGCCAGCAGACACGCAGCACGCGGCGCGGCAGCACCGCCUCUCUUGCUCGCUGGCAACGAUGGCACAGAUUCGUGGCUGCACUUCUUCAAUGCGAGCACAGGCAGUGGAACUGGUACUGGUGCGAGGGCAUCGGUUGGGGGCGGCAGUGCGUCACAGCAGCGAAGUUCGGCGUACGCCGCUUCAGAUUGCGGAGCGUUCACCUCUCAAGACAAUGCACCUACCGGGUCGACGUCUCCACGCCAAACAGGCAAGCCUGGCGAACGCGCGGGGCCAGGUACGACGUACCGGUUUCCGUACGCGUACGCGCCAACUGGUAUGGGUUCGCCAAUAUGGCCGAGCUCCCCCUCAGCCGGCGCUGUUGGCAUGUACCCCAGCAACUCGACCACGGGCCUGUCGGCAACAACUCGCUCCCCACUGCUCCAGAAUCAUGCUCAGAGCAUGGGUCCCUCACGCUCAACGAGCAGCUCGGGGGGCGGCGGCGGAAGCAGCGGUAAUGGUACGCGCUUUGUGCAACACACUGAUGCUGGACUGUUGAUGGAUGACAACAUCGACGCGGAGGAUGCGAUCGUCGACUUGCCACCGCAGUACGAUACCAUCUCCAACAUGCCUGCCGCGCGGGGGGAUCUACGGGCGCAGAAUCAAGCCCUACUCGUGCAGAUGCCUUCCGGCCAACCGGGCGGUGGCGCCUCGUCGCCCUCAGGACCAGUCACCAGCAGUGACAUGGCAGCAGACCGAUCGGCCGCAGCAUAUUCCUCGGGACUCGUCAAUCCUGAUCUGCUCGCCGCCCUCGAAUCGAGCGGUACGAUAGGGAGCGACUUAAGUAGCUUUGCGCGUGGACGACCACUGCUGGAACAACUUGCUGGUCCUGAGGAAGACGAAAACGAAUUCUGGACAUCAGCACCGGCACGAUGACCUGGACCAAAAUGUUUUCAACCUACAUUGCAAGGAAUCUCACACAUGACCUCCUGUCAUUACUAGCCCAAUUUCCACACUUUAUCUUAUCCGUUCACUUGCAUUGCUCGCUGUAUAAUUUGCUUUCAGACUCACUACUGCACAAGAGCCAUCAUCGGCCCUGUAAAGAUACA